Molecule: messenger RNA, 3847 nt
Organism: Camellia sinensis
Lineage: Eukaryota; Viridiplantae; Streptophyta; Magnoliopsida; Ericales; Theaceae
Product: helicase-like transcription factor CHR28
Biological process (GO): DNA repair
Cellular component (GO): nucleus
Molecular function (GO): ATP binding; ATP-dependent activity, acting on DNA
Source: RefSeq, a predicted model, not a curated record
CCCGGUGAAAUUAACUACACUACAAACCACCACGAAACAAGGAAGAACAAGUCCUUAACCUGCGCACCCACCUUCCCUCCACACUUUUUUUAAACCUACGCCACCCCCACCACCACAUUCUUCACGACUUUCUCUCUCUCUCUCUCUCUCUCUGCGAAUUUUCCAAAGAAGAUCUCACACACACACACACACACACACACACACACAAACCGCUACGAACUUUCUCUCCAAUUCUCUCUCACCCCCUCCAACACGUUUCCAGCCUCUCUCUCUCUCUCUCUCUCUCUCUAACUUCCUUCCUCAUGGUUUCGUUGAUAAAAUUGCUAAUACUUCCUGGUUAGGCAUAUUAGGGUUUUGCAAUUCAGGUCUUUCAACUGUGUAGUGAGGGUUUUGAGAAAAUUUGGGGUUAAUUUGGUUUUUUUUAUUUUUUGUUUUUGAAUUGCGAUGUUGAUUGAAGACGAUCGGACGUUUGAGGAUCUCUCGGUUGGUGACGAUGGUACUGACCUUUCCAUGGAUCUUCAAUCGUUGUUGGAGAUUCUUGGAGAGACUCCUCCUGUUUCUGAUCCUUUGCAGAAUAGCCCAGAAGAUUUAUCAGUAGGAGAACUGCAGCAAGGCCAGUCACCUCCUGAUGUUGGCAAUAAUGAACAUUCCCUGCUUCAAUUGGGAUUGCCGGAGUCGAAAAGGACAUCUUCAUUUGGGGAUGAGUUAGCAAGAUCUUUUACAUUCUCCCCUUCACACAACUCUGAAGCUUCAGAUUCUAGGGCAGGGGCGUCAGAUGGUUCUUUUGACUCUGCUGGGAACUCUUUCAACUUUAGCUAUAGAAAGAAGGAACCUUCAGCUCAGACUGGUUCUCCAGCUAGCUGCUCUGGAAGUCUUACAAAUUGGACGUUGCCAGUUUCAGGUCGUGGUUCUUUAAGUGCAGGGAGUAAUGGAGUUAAUCAAAGUGUUUCAUCUCACAAUACUGAUUACUGUGAAGAAACUCAAUAUGAGAUGCCCAAUUGUAGUGCCACAUUUAGUAUUGCUGCUGGUGAUGCUAAUAAUGCUUCAGAUUUUAGAGACGUGUUGGAUUCCAAUCACCUGAAGGGUGAAACUGAAUUUCAAUUCAGGCUUUUGGAGGGGGAUACUUACUACCAAUAUGGAUCUCUCAACUCCUUUCUAGAGAAAUCAGAUUUUAACUAUGGGAAGCAUUGUGAUUCAAUUGAAAAUAGCUUAAAAACCUCAGGAACACCAGAAAUUGUGGAUACCUCCAUGACAGAUAUUGACAUACCUUUGCCGUGGGGCCUGCAUGAUAGUUUCAAUCUUCAAUUUCAGCCAAGCAAUGAUGAAAUGAUGACCUACACAAAGGAUGAAUUGGAGGAGAUUCCAACUCAAUCUGCAUGCUUACCUAUUGCCAUGGCGUCUGACACUCAGGUAGGAAAAGUAGUUGGAGCAGCCUUUGGGGCAGCGAUAAUCAGUGACCUUGAUGUUAGUGGGCUUCAAGUCAAAUGUGGAGGUUAUAACCUUACAUCACCAAUUGGGGGGAACUCCUUUGGUAAAACCGAUGAUAGAUCUAUUGUUACCAAUGCAUCGUCACAACCCUUGCCUUGUACUUUAUCAAACAUGUCUAGUAAAAAGCAUGUGAUUUGUAUGAACGAUGAAAGAAAUGAUGACUUAGAUUUAGCGCUAGGAAUGGCAUACUCAUCUUAUGAUGUUAUUGAUGAUACUUCUAGUAGGAAUUCUCCUGGUGCUGGUGAUGGGUUUCCAACUGAGAAAGGCUUAAUGCAAUUGUUGCCUCAUAUUCUGUCUUCCGAUUCCAGUAAGAAGCUUUUGGUCCAUGCAAAGGAUGAAAACGAAGAUGUAUUUCUGGCAUCUAAAAGAGCUCGCCAUACUCUUGAUAACAUUAAUGGACUUGGUAAUAGAAACCCCAAUCAAGUUGCUAAUGAUUUUUGUCUGAAUCUAAAGGCCUCAGAGCAGUUAGGUUGCAUAAAGGAUGAUAGAGAGAGUAAACUGAUUCAGCCUAAGAGCUUGGAUACUUGUGUUUCAAAAGUCGGCUGCCAAAUAAUUCAGAGUAAUGCCAUGGUUAACAGCUACCAUGUUGAUGACGAUCCAGAUAUAUGUAUUCUUGAAGAUAUAAGUGAACCUUCAUGCUCAAAUCCAUGGUCAAUGAACAGGCAGUCGCUUGUUACUUCACAACGUACUACAUUUAGUGACCCAGACCCCCUUAACCACAUGGGAAUGGGAGGUGCGAGGCUUAAAGCAAAUGAUGAACGUCUAGUUUUCCGAGUUGUAUUGCAGGAUCUUUCUCAGCCAAACACAGAAGCUAGUCCGCCAGAUGGUGUUAUGGCAGUGCCUCUUUUAAGACACCAGCGAAUUGCUUUAUCUUGGAUGGUUCAGAAGGAGACAGCCACCUUACAUUGCUCCGGAGGAAUUCUUGCGGAUGAUCAGGGACUGGGGAAAACGAUAUCAACAAUUGCACUUAUACUCAAGGAAAGGGCUCCACUUUCCCUAGCUUGUCCAGACAGCUUGAAACACAAUGAAAUGGAAACAUUAAAUUUGGAUGAAGAUGAUGACUAUGUGUCUGAGCUUGAUGGAUUGAAGCAGGAUGUUGAAUCAUGCCAAGUUUGGUCUAAUGGAAGUUCUAUGAAGAGUAGGGACACUUCUGUGCAAACAAUGGGUAGGCCAGCUGCUGGUACCCUUGUUGUAUGUCCUACAAGUGUCCUACGCCAAUGGGCCGAGGAAUUGCAUAAUAAGGUGACUAGCAGAGCUAAUCUAUCUGUUUUAGUUUAUCAUGGAAGCAAUAGAACAAAAGAUCCUUGUGAGCUUGCCAAGUAUGAUGUCGUCGUUACAACAUAUUCAAUUGUAAGUAUUGAGGUCCCAAAACAGCCUCUUGUCGAUAAAGAUGAUGACGGGAUUGGAAGGCAAGAAGCUCAUGUUAUUCUGCCUGUGGGAUUUUCAUCUGGUAAGAAAAGGAAAUAUCCUUCUAGUUCUGGUAAAAGAUCUGCGAGGGAUAAGAAGGGAAUGGAUAAUGCAUUGCUUGAAUCUGCUGCUCGACCUCUUGCUAGGGUUGGCUGGUUUAGGGUUGUACUGGAUGAGGCACAGAGCAUAAAAAAUCAUAGAACUCAAGUAGCUCGGGCUUGUUGGGGGCUCCGGGCUAAACGCAGGUGGUGCUUAUCAGGGACGCCUAUCCAGAAUGCAGUUGAUGAUCUUUAUAGCUACUUCAGAUUUCUUAGAUAUGACCCAUAUGCUGUAUAUAAAUCAUUCUGCUCCUCGAUAAAGGUCCCAAUCAGUAGGAAUCCAACAAAUGGGUACAAAAAGCUACAAGCCGUCUUGAAGACAAUAAUGCUACGUCGCACAAAAGGCACACUUCUUGACGGGGAACCCAUCAUCAACUUACCGCCAAAAUCAGUAGAAUUGAAAAAAGUGGAUUUCUCAGAGGAGGAGCGGGAUUUCUAUUGCAGACUAGAAGCUGAUUCCCGAGCUCAGUUUGCAGAAUAUGCAGCUGCUGGAACUGUCAAACAAAAUUAUGUUAACAUUUUGUUGAUGCUCCUGCGCCUUCGACAAGCUUGUGAUCAUCCUCUUCUUGUUAGGGGAUACAAUUCUAGUUCCACAUGGAGAUCAUCUGUUGAGAUGGCAAAGAAACUUCCUCGGGACAAGCAAGUUCGUCUACUGAAUUGUUUGGAAGCUUCUUUGGCAAUUUGUGGCAUAUGCAAUGAUUCACCUGAGGAUGCUGUUGUUACAAGCUGUGGACAUGUCUUCUGCAACCAAUGCAUCUGUGAACAUCUGACGGGUGAUGACAUCCAAUGCCCCACUACAAAUUGCAAAGAUCGACUCAGUGUAUCUUCAGUGUUUUCUCGAGCGACAUUAAAAU